UUGGCGGUUAGAUGGAUCGAAGGAGUUGGCUAUGGCGGCGAAAAUCGUCGGAAAAAAGUCCGAGCGGCGAAACGGAGAGCUCAGGGUCAUUAUCGUCGCAUUCAGAAAGAUUUUCCGAUGACCAGACUCCGUCGAAUCACAAUAUUCAUUCCCCUGAAGUUACAUCUAAAGGUACACAAGGUGACGAACUUGACAGUAGUGUGAGGACUCUGUCAGAGAAAAUAUCUGCAAAUUCCCCUGAAAUUACAUCGAAAGCUACACAAGGCGAUGAAUUUGACGAUAGUGUAAGGGCUCUGUCGGAGAAACUGUCUAAAGCUCUUCUUAAUAUCCGCGCAAAGGAAGACUUGGUUAAGCAACAUGCUAAAGUUGCAGAGGAAGCCGUCUCCGGUAUCCUCUCUCGAUGGGAAAAGGCUGAGAAUGAAGUGUUAGUAGUGAAGCAACAAAACGAUUCCUUAAUUCGUAAAAAUUCGCUUCUCGAGGAACGUGUUAUCCAUCUUGACGGGGCCCUCAAGGAGUGUUUGAGGCAGCUUCGACAAGCGAGAGAUUAUCAAGAAGAAAAUAUUUGCGAAGCCGUUGCCAAAAAAAGCCUCGAAUGGGAAUCGAAGAGAUCCGAACUCGAAGCUAAAAUCGAAGCUGCAGAGAGAGAGAACUCGAUUCUUAAUCUCAAACUUCUCUCCAAAUCCGAAGAAUUAAAACUAAGUACCAACGAGAGAGAUUUGAGCACUCAUAGUGCUGAAACAGCUAGCAAACAGAAUCUCGACAGCAUAAGAAAAGUGUCCAAGCUUGAAUCGGAAUGUCGAAGGCUAAAAGCAGAGGCUUGUAGAGGGUCGGUUACUGCUUCGUCGGUUUACGUGGAAUCUUUCGCCGACAGCCAAUCGGAUAACGACAGCUGUAAAAUGAGUGGAGUUCUUGGAAGGAGUAGUCUUAUUGUACCUUCGGUUGAGAUUGAUUUGAUGGACGAUUUUCUUGAAAUGGAGAGGCUUGCUUCGCUACCCGAUAUAAAUGGAGGAAGCAAUAACGGUACGAGGGUCGAGUUUGGCCGAGAUGAAAUGGAAGCUAUGAUUAGUUUGACGAACAAACUGGAGGAAAAUUUAGGGAAGGUAACUGCAGAGAAAGUUGGUUUGGAGAUUGCUCUUAGCGAGUGCCGAGUUCGACUGAAGGCAUCAAGAGAUCAAAUAAAGAAAACGGAGGUGGAUUUGGCUGAGCUGAAAACGGAGGUGGCUUUGGCUAAUGAAGCGAAGAGAGUUGUACAGAAAGAAUUCGAGCGUACAAAAGUGAAGCUCGAGAAUUCGAAUAAGCUUUUGGAUAAUGCAAAGGCGAAUCUUGGUCAAUUUCAAGAUCGGUUGACCAAAUCAAAUGAAGCGAAAAUUAGAGUUGAGGUACAACUUGAGGAAGUUGAGGUACAACUUGAAGCAAAGGAACUCGAGUUAGAAGCCUUGCGCUCGAGCAAUUGUACCUUAGAGAAAGAAAUUGAGGAAGAAAAGAAAAUUUUCUACGGAAAUUGUUGGUAAGUGUGACGUAUUGGAAGAUGAAAUAUCAAGAAUGAAAUCUUCGACACAAGAAAUUGAACUCGAUUUAGAAAACUUGCGC
Messenger RNA from Erythranthe guttata (spotted monkey flower), 1590 nucleotides. NCBI's taxonomy places the organism in Eukaryota, Viridiplantae, Streptophyta, Magnoliopsida, Lamiales, Phrymaceae. The record is from RefSeq and is a predicted model, not a curated record.